AUGAUCAAUCAGAGUAGAACAAAUACUGGAAUCAGAGGUACUAAAGGCUAUGUUGCGCCCGAAUGGUUUCGAAACACUCCGAUCACAGUGAAGGUUGAUGUGUACAGCUUUGGGGUGUUGUUAAUGGAGAUAAUUUCAUGUAGGAGAAGCUUGGAAGGAGUGGAGGCGGGUGGUGAUGGAGGGAGAGAGAUUUUGACUGAUUGGGUUUGGGACUGCUUUCAGGAAGGAACAUUGGAGGAUUUGGUUCAGGAUGAUAUUGAGGCUUUGGAUGAUGUGAAGAAGCUUGAGAAGUUUGUGAUGGUUGGCAUUUGGUGUAUUCAAGAAGAUCCAUCUCUAAGGCCAAAUAUGGGGAAGGUUAGCCAAAUGCUUGAAGGUGUU
Molecule: messenger RNA, 378 nt
Organism: Ilex paraguariensis (yerba mate)
Lineage: Eukaryota; Viridiplantae; Streptophyta; Magnoliopsida; Aquifoliales; Aquifoliaceae
Source: the annotation of a GenBank genome assembly